Molecule: messenger RNA, 1407 nt
Organism: Rotaria sordida
Lineage: Eukaryota; Metazoa; Rotifera; Eurotatoria; Philodinida; Philodinidae
Source: the annotation of a GenBank genome assembly
AUGUCUGUUUGGCUUGUUCUUCUUUACGCACUUUUAACUAGUGCAAACAUUAACAAUGUACCUUAUACUACACGAAUUUAUUCUAAUCUAGCAGAAAUAAUUCAACCUCUUGAAAAAUUACCACUUGAAUUCACUGAUGAUGAUUGGAAUUAUAUUCGAUCGGAUUCAAUAACACUCUUUGGUGAAAAUAUUAAUAUUACAUUACAAACAAUAACAGAACAAAAGAAAACACUUAAUGGUACUGUAGUUUAUGUUCGUUCACCAAUAUCAUCAGAUAAAACAAUUAAAUUAAUUAAAGGAAUUCUUAUUGAUGAAGUAAAUCAUUUAGUUAAAAUACAAGAUAAAUCAAUUGAUAGUCAACAAUCUUUAUAUUUUACUGUACCAGAUAAUCAAAUUUUUUAUUUUGAACAACCAGUAAAAGCAACACAUUAUGUUAAUUUUACAUAUACAAGUACUGAUUCAAAAGUAUUUGUAAGUUAUCUUCAAUCAAAUCUUAAUUGGCGAACACAAUAUCAAUUAAAUUUAAAUAAUAAUGAAAGUAAUCUUAUUGCUAUGGCUAAUAUUCGAAAUGAUGGAAAAUCAUCUGUAUUUAUUGAUCAAGCUGAACUUGUUUGUGGAGAUAUUAAUUUACAAAUGCAUCAUUUACAAUAUGAUCGAUCAUAUCGAAAAUCUCGAUCAGGUGGUGAAUCAUAUCAUCAACCACAAAGUAGUGCAAUGCAAAUGGUUUUUACUGAUGUAGCUAAUAAAGUUUCUAUUGAACAAGGAAAAGAAUUAGCUGGUUUAUAUGUUUUUCCUAUUGAUCAACCAUUUAUAAUCAAUGCAAAAACAAAUUAUCUCUUACCUAUGUUUCGUCCACAAGUUUCUGUUGAACGAUAUGGAUCAAUUUCAAAAAUAUUUUCAACAAUGUCAACGAAUGGUAAAGUUCAACGUUCAUAUCGUCUAAAAUCUGAUCGAUAUCUUUCUCAUGGAAAUUGUAUUAUACGAGAAUAUGAUCGAGUUGUUGGUGAAACAUUAUUACCAAAUUUAGCUGCAAAUGAUAAAUAUGAAUUUUCAAUUGGAGAAGAUGCUGAUAUUAUUUAUAAAGAAAAUGUAACAUUAAUUUCUUCGAUUACAUUUAAUGAAACUGAAUCAAAAGUAAAACAUUCAUUAGAUAAAAAUAUAUCACCAGGUGUUUUUAUGACUCGUACACGAUAUACUUAUACAAUAUGUUUACAAAUAAUAAAUUUUAAAAAUCGUUUAAUUAAUAUUGAAUAUGAACAAAGAGGAUUUCAUUCUUAUCAAAAUAUUAAAUUGAUUAUAUUAGAUAAACAUAAAUUUAUUCAAGAUGGUUCAUCAAUCAAAUCAAAUAUGACAUUACAAGCAAAUAUAACUGAAAAUUAUUCUUAUACUAUUGAAUUAAUUCGUUAA